GAUUCGGAAUUGCACUGCUUGACAGCAGAUAGUGACUAAUCGGUGUAGACAGGUGUAGAAGAGUAUUAGUUGGUGUCUUUUAAAAGACAAAAAUAUAGUUGUUCCGAUAAAAAUUUAAACUAUUGAUGAGUUUUCAAUGACUUAAAGAAUGCUGCGUCGUAUGAAAUUAAUUUUGUGUUUCUGCGUUAUUUUAUGCGCAUUAGACAAUAAAGCUGAUGACAGUCAAGUUUCAUUAACCAAACUUGGUACAAAAACGGGACCGACGUUAAAAUUCUUCUAUUGUUAUUCAUGUGGAUAUAGAAAAGUUUUUGACGAUUAUGUCAAUAUUCUUAUGCAAAAGUAUCCAGAAUUACAAAUUGUUGGAGAAAAUUAUAUUCCCUCUCAUAAUAAGAUGCUCAUUGCUAAAUUAUUGAGUUUUGCAAAAGUUUCACUGAUAAUUUUAAUACUAAGUGGGCUUGAUUUAGGACAACCACCAACAUCACUGUGGCAAUGGUGUCUAGAUAAUCGGUUUUAUUCCUGUAUAAUGAUAUUUUUUAUUUUUAAUGCCAUAGAAGGACAUUUCAUAUCAUCAGGAGCUUUUGAAAUACAUUUUAAUGAUGUUCCAGUGUGGUCUAAACUGGAAACUGGUAGAAUACCACAACCAUUAGAACUAUUUCAAAUAAUAGAUAAUCAUUUAAACAUGCGAUAUGCAGAUAUAGAUAUAGAAUAGAUUAAUUUUAAUAAGAAAUCCAAUGUGGCAUUUUUUUAUUUGUACCAAAUGUUAAGUAACUGUGGUUAUGGAACUUUCAUUGCUGCAACUCUAUAAUUGUUAAGAACAAUUACCAUCGUUCGCGUACCUUAUAUAUGUAUUUUCUUAUAUAUAGCUUGCUAUCUCAGUUUAGAUGAGACAGUAUAUUUAAAACAGAUAGAGUUUGCAUGAGGGAAGCAGAAAUAAAACCUUAUAAUAUUGCUCAAAA
Messenger RNA from Bombus pascuorum, 956 nucleotides. RefSeq names its product thioredoxin reductase-like selenoprotein T homolog CG3887 (gene SelT). Gene Ontology annotation, biological process: cell redox homeostasis. Bases 149 to 709 code for a protein of 186 amino acids. The transcript has 4 exons. Gene Ontology annotation, molecular function: thioredoxin-disulfide reductase (NADPH) activity. Gene Ontology annotation, cellular component: endoplasmic reticulum membrane. Lineage: Eukaryota; Metazoa; Arthropoda; Insecta; Hymenoptera; Apidae. The record is from RefSeq and is a predicted model, not a curated record.